CUCACGAUUAAAGACUGGGGAAAAGUAACUAGGACAGGGCUGAGAAACGGAGCGUUCCGACGGGGCCGCAACACGCGGAGCCUCCGCCCCAAAGCAGCGCGUACUGCCGCCUCGGUAGCUGUCAUGGCGGCCCGGGCCACGUGACCCCGCCUCCGCGCAGGCCUGGUUGCCCGUCGCUCCGGUUCUCCUGACUCUCCGCCUCCCUCCCUUUCUCGUUUGCGGACUUGGACAUUCCCUUUCUUCCCCGAGGAGGACUACUACACAGAUUUCUGACAAAUCCGGGAACAGCUGGAGAAAAUGACACAUUGGUUUCAUAGGAACCCAUUAAAAGCCACAGCUCCUGUCACUUUUAACUACUAUGGUGUAGCCGCUGGCCCUGCUGCUUCAAAAAUUUGCAGUGACUUGAGAUCAUCCAGAGCACGACUGCUUGAACUCUUCACUGAUCUGAGCUGUAAUCCAGAAAUGAUGAAGAAUGCAUCAGAUUCCUAUUUUUCACUUUUACAAGGUUUCAUAAAUUCAUUGGAUGAAUCUACCCAAGAAAGCAAGUUACGAUAUAUUCAAAAUUUCAAGUGGACUGAUACAUUACAGGGGCAGGUUCCAAGUGCCCAGCAGGAUGCUGUUUUUGAAUUAAUUUCCAUGGGAUUUAAUGUAGCUUUAUGGUAUACCAAAUAUGCUUCAAGACUGGCUGGAAAAGAAAACAUAACAGAAGAUGAAGCGAAAGAAGUCCAUCGAAGCCUAAAAAUUGCUGCGGGGAUUUUUAAACAUUUAAAGGAAAGUCAUAUCCCAAAGCUUAUUACACCUGCAGAAAAGGGGAGGGAUUUAGAGGCACGACUACUAGAAGCUUAUGUUGUCCAGUGUCAGGCUGAAGCUCAAGAAGUAACAAUUGCUCGAGCAAUUGAACUGAAGCACGCUCCUGGACUGAUUGCUGCACUGGCAUAUGAAACUGCCAACUUUUAUCAAAAAGCUGAUCAUACUUUAUCCAGUUUGGAGCCUGCGUAUUCUGCUAAAUGGAGAAAGUAUCUUCACUUGAAAAUGUGUUUCUACACAGCUUAUGCUUACUGUUAUCAUGGUCAGACUUUGUUGGCUAGCGAUAAAUGUGGUGAAGCAAUCAGGUCCCUCCAAGAAGCAGAAAAAUUUUAUGCCAAGGCAGAAGCAUUGUGCAAAGAAUAUGGAGAAACCAAAGGACCCGGCCCAACGGUCAAACCUUCAGGACACUUAUUCUUCAGGAAACUUGGAAAUCUUGUGAAGAACACCCUAGAGAAAUGUCAGAGAGAAAAUGGAUUCAUUUACUUUCAAAAAAUCCCAACCGAAGCUCCACAACUGGAACUCAAAGCAAAUUACGGUCUCGUAGAGCCUGUGCCUUUCGAAUUUCCUCCUACAAGUGCACACUGGACACCAGACACGCUGGCCGCAUUUGAUCUCACCAAAAGACCCAAGGAUGACAGUACCAAACCCAAACCAGAAGAAGUGGUGAAACCUGUGAAAGAACCAGAUAUCAAACCUCAGAAGGACACGGGAUGCUAUAUCUCUUAAAGUACAUUGAGAAAAUGGGCACUUUGAAUUUCUUUACUAGUAGCUAAGAGAAACCAUGGAACUUCAUAUUUCUUGAAAUGCUUCCUCUGAAGCCUGUAGAAUGAUUUAGUACAUUCAGAGGGAAAUCUGCCUUCGGUUUAAUUUGUUCUUGAUUUUUAAUGUAGUAGAGUUUUUUUCAUGCUUUGUUUCCAGACGCCUUUUUAAUCAGGACAACAUGUAAAAGAUUUUAUUAUGCCUCUGAAGGGCCUAUUUUGUUGUUGGUUUUUGUCUCCAAACUCUGGGUAGUAAUAAGUUUCUGGUUAAUAUAGGCCAGAAUCAUGUGGUUUCAGGUAUGUUUUUCUGUCUUCACACACAAAAAAAGUUUAUUUUCCUUUCUCUUAUUUGAUGCCAGAAGAAUGAGAGGAGUUGGUUUUUAACGGAGAGGUUUUCACCCUUCACCGUUAUGUUGUCACACAGACAUGCUCUGAGUCUGUUAUCUUUUCUGGUAGAAAAGUUAUUUACAGUUGAAGAUCAGAAAAUCUUCUACCAAAUCCCUCACAUAUAUAAGAAGUGAUAAUUUGUUCGAAAAUCAGUGUUUAUAAGUAUUUUGAGACCAUUUAAGAACUUACGCCAGGGGCAACUGGCUGUCUCAGUGCGGGGA
This is a messenger RNA of Lontra canadensis (Northern American river otter), 2173 nucleotides long. RefSeq names its product BRO1 domain and CAAX motif containing (gene BROX). The transcript has 13 exons. Bases 298 to 1533 code for a protein of 411 amino acids. The record is from RefSeq and is a predicted model, not a curated record. Lineage: Eukaryota; Metazoa; Chordata; Mammalia; Carnivora; Mustelidae.